UUCGCCAAUUCGCAAUUAAUCCAUCCUCCUCAGCGAUCGCUAACAACAAAUGUCAGUUUGCUUUUACCGAUUUCUAGUUCUAUUUUUGAAUGAAAAGUUUAUUUUGAAAAGAAUAAAACAGGAAUUAAAUACUUUGAAAUGAGUGACGAGUUGGAAAAUGCACAGGAACAGGAUGGAAAUGCUACAAAUGUUUUGCGUAGAAGAAUAUUAAAAAAGGCACAAGACAGUAUUGAUCAAGUGUCUACACUAAUAAAGGAGAAAAUUCCCUGUGCCGGUCAUUAUUUAACACCUAAAAGACUUUGGCUUAAAAGAAUCUCCACACCUAACUGUGAUGUUGUUAUUGUUUUCCCACAAGGCACUCAGGAUUCUAUAUUGUUAUGGUUGUUAUCUAGGUUGAGGCAAUCAACUGGGCUUACUAUUCAUGUUAGGCAUCAUGCUUCCACCCAAAGUAGUGCUUUUUAUGUUACUGCCCCAUCUUCAAUCUUAUUAAAUGCAGCAGAAGAAUAUCAUCUUCCCAAAUCUCUAAAAGCAAUUAAAGGUGGCGGCGUCAAGGAAUUUUAUGUGCAAGAUUUUCAGAGCUAUGAAGGAUCAGAAGAUGAAAAAAACUUCUUCACAUCUGAAGAAAGACAAUGGCUAAUACUCCGUCUAUUGGAAAGUAUAAGAGCAAAAUCAAGUGAUUCAUCAGCAAUACCAGAUCUUCCUCUUCUAAAAGGACAACCAAUAAUUCCCAAAUGUUUGAUAUCAGGAAUUAUACAUAAAGUAUUUCCCCUUCAUGACCAUAGAAUGCUAGAGAAACUCCAGAAAUCCUGGGUUAGAGAUGUUUUUUCUAAGCAACCAUUAGAUGAAAUCACCGAGUAUUUUGGUGUUAAAAUUGGAAUGUAUUUUGCAUGGCUUGGGCAUUAUACAACUGCACUCAGCAUACCAGCUAUUGUAGGAAUGUUGUUUUCGCUGUGUUGUACUGGAAAAUACCAAGCAGUAGAAGAUAUCGGUUAUGUAUUAUUUUCCAUCUUCAAUGUCAUAUGGGUAACUACAUAUCUUCAAGCUUGGAAAAGGUAUUCUGCGGAACUUGCAUUCAGGUGGGGGACAUUAGAUCAAAGGGAUGAUUUAUUGGCAGAUCCAAGGCCUCUAUAUAGGGGUGCAUUGGAGCCUAGUCCUGUAACUGGAAGAUUAGAAGCCUGCCAUCCAUCUUGGAAAAGGCAUGCUUUUCGUUAUUGUGUAACUGUUCCCGUCAUUAUUUUAUGGCUGGUGACAGUAUUUAUAGUUAUGAUUGUUUCUUUGCAAAUACAGGUAUUGACUGAAAUUAUCCCAUGUGUAUAUUAUUAUUUAGAGUUUAUUCUUAUUUUUCAGGAUUGGUGGGAUAACUUUUUGAGGGCAAGAUAUUUUCCAAUGUGGUUAGGCUAUCUACCAAAAAUAAUGUUAGCUGUUGUUAUAUCACUUAUGGAUGAAGCUUACUUUAAAGUUGCAAUUUGGUUGAAUGAUAAAGAAAACUACAGGCUUGAGACCAAGUAUGAGAAUCAUCUAAUCGGCAAAGUGGCCUUGUUCCAGUUUGUGAAUUCUUUUCUCUCACUGUUCUAUAUUGCAUUCUACCUUCAAGAUCAAGACCGCUUGAAACAGCAACUUGCUGCUCUACUCAUAUCAAGACAAGUACUGGGGAAUUUGAAAGAAUCUGCUUUACCUUACUUCUUAGAGCAUUUACGCUUAGCUAGAAUGAGUUUUGAUCUGUGGGGUGCACUAAGUCCAGUUGGAAAUAAGUCUCCUCCGGGUUCAGAAGAAACAAAUAGUCAGACUCCCGAAAAUGCUAGUUCAACAAGUGAAAAGACAAGCAGACCACAAUCGGCUGAAAGAAGGAGUAUAAGUCAGGCUGAAUUGGAAAGUUCUCUAUACAAGUAUGAUGGAACGUUCGCCGAUCACUUAGAAAUGACAAUACAAUUGGGAUAUGUGAUCUUGUUCUCCUCUGCUUUUCCCUCUGCAGCCAUGUGUGCGAUGUUUAACAAUCUUUUAGAAAUAAGAACUGAUGCUUUCAAACUAGGCUAUGUCUGUCAAAGGCCAUUUGGUCAGAGAGUGCCCAAUAUAGGUACUUGGCAAAAUUGUAUGGAAUAUAUCAGUAUUGUUGCUGUUCUUGUCAAUUGUGCUCUCAUAGGUUUAUCAGGUCAAGUACAUCGAAUGUUUCCAGAAAUGUCUGCCACACAAACGAUUCUACUAAUUGUAGCUUUAGAGCAUAUCAUGUUAGUUAUAAGAUUCAUUAUAACAUGCGCAAUACCAGAUAUUCCUGGUUGGUUGGCUACUGAAAUGGCAAAAAUUGAGUGGGCUAGAAGGGAAGCAAGUCGAUCAACGAACACUACUUCUUCAACUCCGGAGGAUCAAAACUAUCAAACUAUAGGAAGAUUUUCCGUAUCACCUAGUCAUAGCCUGGUGACCUCUGAGAAUAAAGUGCUUGAUAAAAAAGUUGUAUCAGUAGGUUCUAAGGAAGGCAUUAAAUCAUUAGCCACUUCGCCUAUAGGGUCAAGUACGUCGUCUUCUUCCAAUGCGUCAACGCACAAACACAUCAAUAUAGCACCAGGAACAAUUCAAGAGAUACCACCCUUUAGACCUAGGAAGUCUAAGGAGUGGCAACCACCAGAAAGUGAGGGAUCGUACCAUUUAACCAUUGGUCCAAGUGGAGGUGUCGAAUGGGCCAAAAGGUUGAAAGAAGCUGACUUGCAUCGAAGUACAGACUGUAUUACACCUAAGGAUUCUUCCAGUUCCGAUUCUGAUUUAUUGAAGAACAAUCCAAUAUGGCCCCCUAGACCUAGGUCCCCAAAUAAGGAUCCGCCUAUGCUUUCGCCACAAGCCAGACCUCUGCCUGCAGAUCCAUCUCUUAGUGACAGUGCCCGCAGUAUCUCCAGUCAAGAAGCUGAUGAUGCUGCACGAGCUGCUGAAGAGGCCGCUUCGAAAAAAACAAGAGUAAAGCAGAGUCUCAUGAAGAGAGCUAGAUCUGUUGCCAUAUUUUCUUUGAAGUUGAAGGAGCGUCGCGCACGAGAGGCUUUAGAGAAGGCUAAUAAAUCUGUUACACCUGUAGCAUCCCCAUUACCCCCUCCACAAUGUGGUGGAGGAGAACUGUCAUGUAUACCUAUUGAAAAGCUCAUUCAAUUAGAAGACAUAAAGAAUAACCAGAGGCCUAACACAAGUGGUACCUUGUAGUACAGUCGUCAAUUGUCAGUUGUUUUAGUGAAGAGUAAUAAAUAUUGAGAAUAAUAACUUUUAAUUUUUUAUUGUAAAAUGACAUAUAGCUGGGGGCUGCAUUACGUUUGUUGCUUUUUUAUAGUUUUUGUCGAAUAAAGGAUGUGGAAUAUUG
This is a messenger RNA of Harmonia axyridis, 3334 nucleotides long. RefSeq names its product anoctamin-8. Gene Ontology annotation, molecular function: chloride channel activity. Gene Ontology annotation, cellular component: plasma membrane. Gene Ontology annotation, biological process: chloride transmembrane transport. The record is from RefSeq and is a predicted model, not a curated record. NCBI's taxonomy places the organism in Eukaryota, Metazoa, Arthropoda, Insecta, Coleoptera, Coccinellidae.